Molecule: messenger RNA, 849 nt
Organism: Funneliformis geosporum
Lineage: Eukaryota; Fungi; Glomeromycota; Glomeromycetes; Glomerales; Glomeraceae
Source: the annotation of a GenBank genome assembly
AUGGAAGAACACUUACUUGCUGAAUUCGAAGAAGACUUUUACAAAGACAAGGAAAAGGACAAAGACGAGAGCGAAAGCGAAGUUUUAAUACAAAAAGUUCUUCCCGUGUCUGAAAAGCCAUUACCACGCGAUAGGCCUCCUGCAACGGGAGAGGAAUAUUUGCGUAUGGUAAGGUUAGAAGCUAUAAAAAGGCCUACUGUUAUCAAGACCAAAAAUCCAAUAACUCAGCCUAAAGGAAUUAAAGUGGCGAAAUGGGUUAAAAGAGGCUGGGAAUAUCAAACAGAAUAUGAUAAUUAUGAUCAAAAUUUUGUAAAAAAAGAUUGGGAAAAUAGAUUUUUGAUGAAAUUUGAUUUAAUAAGACAGGGAUUAGAAAAACGUGUGCGGAAAAACUUUGGACCGUCACGAAAUAAAUCAUCAAUCGAGCUACCAGCGCGAAAUGAUGAAGCUGGAUGGCUUAAAUUUUGCUAUGGAGUAAAUUCGAUACAUGAAUCGUUGAAUUUAGCGAAAGACAUUGGUUUAGAAAAUGAAGGUGAUAUAGAUGAGAUGACUUUGCCGCUUGUUAGUGUCGUGUCACAAAUGGACCAGAUUACAACAAUCACGCUUCUUUCAUAUCAUCAAAAGUGGAUUUCUAAUGGGAUUACAAUUGCACAAUCCCAAUGGCUCUUCGCGUUGCUUGCACGUGUUGACAACCUCUUGAUGCCUAAUCAGAUGGCUAUUUUAAGGCAAUUGAGUGAGAAAUGCAUUCAACUACGGCAAAAGGUAGAUGAGGAAGAUCUUAUUAUGUUUGCUUCCUUGAAUAUAAUUAUUACUAUUGUAAGAAAAUAUUUUGGUCAGAAAGAUUUAAGUUAA